CUCUCUUUUGAGCACUUCAGUUUCAUGUACCGGUUAUUCAUUUUCUCAAACUCUGGGGGUGUAGUUUAAGGUUGUGGAAGAAUAUGGAGGGUGUUGAGACGUGGAGAACUCCACUAUGCCUUUCAUUUGGGUGUUCAAAGAGGAUAUCGUGCCUUCCUUUUGUAUUUUAGGGUGUUUACAGCUUGAAUGUGCGUCAAGAGGUUUGAUCGGAAGGGCUGAAUAACAGAAGCAAGCAUGGACGGAGCUUGGGGUGUUAUUCUCAUAUCUCUGGCAAUGUUCGUGGGAUGUUUCGUGCUCGGGAUAAUUCCACUAUUGAUCAAUUUAUCAGAGCACAAGCUAAAGUUGAUAACUGUGUUGGGGGCGGGGCUUCUAUGUGGCACUGCCCUGUCAAUCAUCAUCCCAGAGGGGGUGGAGCUAGUGCAGGAGUCAUGGAAAGACUGGUAUUGCUCCACUAUGGAUUGGAAUCAAAAUAUAUCUGGAUCAAAUUCAACACUUCAUCUAGUCGAAAAAAAAGGUCUGCGUCCUCAUUUCUUCAUAGGAGUCUCUCUCGUCCUGGGCUUUACGCUCAUGUUUAUGGUGGAUCAGAUUGCCAACUACUGCUCCAUGAACGAAUCCCGAGUGCGCUUGCACAGUGGCAACAGUGUUACUGCCACCCUGGGUCUGCUUAUUCACGCCGCAGCGGAUGGUGUCGCUCUGGGUGCAGCUGCCGCCUCAUCGCAGGUGUCCGUGCAGGUCGUCGUGUUUUUUGCUGUCAUUUUGCACAAGGCUCCAGCCGCGUUUGGUCUUGUGUCUUUCCUCAUGCACGCAGGUCUGGAGAGGAAGACUAUUCAGAUGCAUUUACUGGCAUUUUCCGCUGCUGCGCCACUGAUGGCCAUCAGCACUUACUUCAUCCUUAGUGCGUCUAAUGGCUCGUCCCAGAGCCGUCUGAGCACUACGGGCAUUGGAAUGCUGUUCUCAGCUGGGACUUUCUUGUAUGUGGCCACAGUUCAUGUUCUGCCUGAAAUCAACAGCAGAGGGCAGCAGAGCUCCACUCACCUCUACCAUCAUCCGGGAUCUGGAUCCUACCAGCACCAGGGCGGUCUGGGCAUCACGGAGAGCCUCACUCUCAUCCUGGGCAUGGGACUGCCCGUGCUGUUGGCCCUCGGACUGCCAGAUGAUUGACCUGUAAAAACAAUCCGACAGGCAGAUAUGUGACGUGCAAUGAUUUAUAUUUUUAUAAAGAUUUGAGAAUGGUUUUUGUGUUUUGUUUGAUCAUGAUUAGUGUUGUGAAACUUCCCACAUGGUCAGUUUAAACUCUUAAUUUGUUUUUGGUUUUUGCCGUGCUGGUAUAUAUGUGCAGUUAUGGUCCGACUUUGGUCAUUUGUCGCCUCCACACUGUCAUAUUGAAUCAAAGAAAAAAAGAUUGAUAUUUACAUUCUUAUACCUAGAAUCAAAUUAUAUUUUCUCUUACAGCUGAAGUCAUUUUUUCUCACUGCAAUAAAUAAGUGCAAUACAGUGCUUUUUUUCCAAAGAUUUAAAAAAUAUUGUUGCUUUUUGUUUUUUGUAUUUUAUUAAACCAAGAAUGCCUUAUAUUAGUAUAAACCAAUAUUUAUGCUUAGAAUUACAAUGCAGUGCAAACUUGAUAUGGCAUAGUCUCUCUGGUACGUGACAAUCUAUUAAAAGCCAUUUAAAGCUA
This is a messenger RNA of Pimephales promelas (fathead minnow), 1675 nucleotides long. RefSeq names its product un-named sa35587. Lineage: Eukaryota; Metazoa; Chordata; Actinopteri; Cypriniformes; Leuciscidae. The record is from RefSeq and is a predicted model, not a curated record. Gene Ontology annotation, biological process: zinc ion transport; transmembrane transport. Gene Ontology annotation, cellular component: membrane. Gene Ontology annotation, molecular function: metal ion transmembrane transporter activity.